UUGAUGCAGUCAUGGAAGUUAAGGCAUCAUAUCAAGUGAAGAGAAAUUGGAUGGGUGAUCCCUGUCUUCCAAGUAAUUUUACUUGGGAUGGAUUGAAUUGCAGCUUCAGUGGUUCUGAACCCCCAAGAAUCAUAUCUCUAAGCCUGGCUUAUAGUGGAUUGACUGGAGAAAUAACUGCUGCUCUUACAAAGCUAGAAUCACUCAGAUACUUGGAUCUAUCUGGUAAUAGUUUGUCCGGACCGGUACCUGAUGCUCUAGGAGAACUGCCUUAUUUAGAAUUCUUAAAUUUGUCAAGCAACCAGCUUACAGGAUCAAUUCCUCGUCGUCUUCAAGAAAGAUCGAAAGAUGGAUCUCUUAAAUUAAG
This is a messenger RNA of Elaeis guineensis (African oil palm), 364 nucleotides long. The record is from RefSeq and is a predicted model, not a curated record. Lineage: Eukaryota; Viridiplantae; Streptophyta; Magnoliopsida; Arecales; Arecaceae.